GUAAACUUUGAUUUUUUUGUUUCAAACUUCAUACCCAGUAGGUAUAAGGUGUAAAAAUUUGCAUGGUUUAGUUUUAUAUAUGAAGGGCAUGUUAUAUACUGUGGAGGUAUCUCCUUCAAACACCUUUGCAUCAGAUGACUUGUAGGUAUGGGUUUCAAGUAUCUCUGCUGGUGGCUAUUGUUAUUGUGUGUGUUUUGGCUUGGUUUGGAUCAUUGACUUUUGCAACUUCUAGUGAUGGGUUAAUGAGGGUUGGUCUAAAAAGGAGGAAUUUAGACCUUCAGGGUCUUAAAGCUGCAAGAAUCAAAGAGGCCGUUCAUCACAGGGAUUUAAGGGGUGUUAAUGAAACUUGUUGUGAUGAAGAUAUAGUAUAUCUUAAGAAUUAUUUUGGGGCACAAUUUUUUGGGGAGAUUAGUAUUGGUUCACCUCCUCAAUACUUCAAUGUUGUGUUUGACACUGGAAGCUCAAAUCUUUGGGUCCCAUCUUCCAAAUGCAUCUUCUCGAUCGCUUGCUAUUUUCAUGCCAAGUAUAGGUCGAAGAUAUCUAGCACCUAUACCGAAAUUGGAACACCUUGCAAAAUUCCUUAUGGCCAAGGAUCUAUUUAUGGAUUCUUCAGCCAAGAUAAUGUACAAGUUGGGGAUAUCAUCAUCAAAGAUCAAGAAUUUGCUGAGAUUACUAGGGAAGGAUCUUUGGCACUUUCAGCGCUUCCAUUUGAUGGCAUACUUGGACUCGGAUUUCAGGAUACUUCAGUUGGAAAAGUCACACCAGUGUGGUAUAAUAUGAUAGAACAAGGGCACAUAUGUCACAAAAUUUUCUCUCUUUGGCUAAAUCAAGACCCAACAGAAGAGAUGGGGGGUGAGAUUGUCUUUGGUGGUAUUGACUACAGGCAUUUUAGAGGUGACCACACAUAUGUUCCUCUUUCUCAAAAGGGUUAUUGGCUGAUUGAUGUGGGAGAUAUUCUACUUGCAAAUAACUCAACAGGGUUAUGUGAGAGUGGCUGUACUGCAAUAGUGGACUCAGGGACAUCUUUAAUUGCUGGUCCAACUAGUGUUGUGACUCAAAUUAACCAUGCCAUUGGAGCAGAAGGAUAUGUUAGUUUUGAGUGUAAAAACAUUGUCCAUAACUAUGGGGAUUCAAUAUGGGAAUCCUUGAUUUCCGGGUUAAAUCCUGACAUUUUAUGCAUUGACAUUGGACUCUGUUCACUGGAUGAAUUUUAUACAAUAGAUGAUGUUAUUGAAACAGUGGUACAUAAUCAAAGUUGGAAAGGAUCACGAACAAGGGAGAGUCCCUUGUGUACUUUUUGCAAUAUGAUUGUCCUUUGGAUCCAAGUUCAGCUUAAGCAAAGCAAUGUAAAGGAAAAAGUAUUAAAAUAUGUGGAUGAGCUGUGUGAGAAGCUGCCAAAUCCCCCCGGACAAUCAUUUAUAAACUGCAAUAGUAUUGCAACUAUGCCACACAUUACAUUCACGAUUGGAAACAAAUCCUUUUCCAUCUCUCCAGAACAGUAUAUUCUUCGAGUUGAAGAAGGCUGCUCUACUGUCUGCUAUGGUGGUUUUGUUGCUAUAGAUGUGCCUCCCCCGCAAGGUCCCUUCUGGGUUCUUGGAACUAUUUUCUUGGGGGCAUAUCAUACAGUGUUUGAUUAUGACAAUCUCCGAAUAGGAUUUGCAGAAGCUGCAUAGUCAUAGUUUGGUGUCAUUACUAUGCUAAAUUCUUUGUGAAUAAAAGAAAAGGAGGUCUAAAUGAUUCACUACAGCAAAUAGUAAUAGCAGUCCCUCAGAAUUUGUCUCUUGUAAAUGGGGAUUGGUAUUUUAUGAAUAAAAUUUGUGAUAUUUGUUCACAAGGAUGAAACUGCGAGGAAAGCCAUAUAAGAGCAUAACUUUCAGGAGAAAAAAAUGUAUAUUCAACUCCAUUUUUUUUA
Cajanus cajan (pigeon pea) is the source of this 1912-nucleotide messenger RNA. RefSeq names its product aspartic proteinase oryzasin-1. Gene Ontology annotation, biological process: proteolysis; lipid metabolic process. Gene Ontology annotation, molecular function: aspartic-type endopeptidase activity. NCBI's taxonomy places the organism in Eukaryota, Viridiplantae, Streptophyta, Magnoliopsida, Fabales, Fabaceae. The record is from RefSeq and is a predicted model, not a curated record.